AUGGGUUCGCAUCUGCCUGUCACGGAGGGCCUUGACCCAACCGAUAAUGACAAGUCAACGCCCAACACAGGAAUCCACGAGUUACGGAAAGUCCAACUAUCUCACCAGUGGGAUCCGAAUUUGCCGCAGGAGAAGAUCGAUGCUAUUAACGAAGCAGUCAAGACAGGUGACCAUGAAAAGGCUGCUGAGAUAGAAAAGACUCUCGCUCAGGAUUCCCAGUAUGACUUGGUUCGUGCCGCUGUGCGUAACACAGAUGGCGGAGAAGUUGCAAACACCGUGCGUGCCUGGGUGCUGGGCAUGUUUUUCACUACUCUUGGAAGUGGACUCAAUAUGUUUCUGAGCAUGAGGAGUCCCGCCAUCUCGUUCCCUGCUAUUGUCGUGCAGUUACUGGUCUAUCCCUUGGGUUGUUUGUGGGCCAAGACAAUGCCAACUCGGAAGUUCAAUACAUUCGGGGCAGAAUGGACGUUUAACCCUGGCCCUUUCACUAUCAAAGAGCAUGCAGUUAUCACAAUCAUGGCGAAUGUGUCGAUCGGCUAUGCUUAUUGUACAGAUGCCCUCUUGGCAUUGAAAGCAAAGCCGCUCUAUAAUAUGGAACUUGGAUGGGGAUUCCAACUCUUAUUCGCUUUGAGCAGUCAGGUGAUUGGAAUGUCACUGGCAGGCAUUUUCCGCCGUUUCCUCGUUUGGGUACCGGGGGUCCUAUGGCAAGGACUAUCUGUUUUUGCUUUUGUCACCUGGAUCCGACCCAACAAUGUGGUUUUGAACCAGCUGUUUGGAGGUUUUACUGGACUCUCCCUCAUUCCUAUCACCUUUGAUUGGACCUACGUUUCUGCAUAUCUCGGGGAUCCACUGUUGGCACCCGUCCAUGCUCUUGUCAACACACUCAUCGGGCUCGUGGUUUUUGUAAUCAUCACCACAAUCGGGAUAUCUUACUCUGGGGCUUUAUACUCCGACUAUCUCCCUAUUAACACAGCUAGCACCUAUGACAACACGCAGAAUCCAUAUAACGUAACAAGAAUCCUAGGUGCUGGUUUCUCUUUUGAUGACGCAAAGUACAAAGCGUACUCGCCGAUGUUCCUGGCUCCAACUUUUGCCUUGAACUACGGACUGUCAUUCGCGGCCCUUACGGCGGCUAUCGUACAUGUUAUCCUCUUCCAUCGAAAGGAGAUAUGGCAUCAAUUCAAGGCUGCUCGAGACCAAGAACCUGAUAUCCAUCUUAUCAUGAUGAAGAAGUACAAAGAAGCACCCGACUGGUGGUAUGCAGCGCUAUUCCUAUUCUCCAUCGCGACGGGGCUUGCAGGCAUUCUGGCAUAUGAUUCGCAGCUUCCCUGGUGGGGCUUUUUUGUCUCGAUCAUCCUUGCCGUGGUCUUUAUAAUUCCAACUUGUCUGAUUCUUGGUGUUACUAAUAUCAUGCUCUCGCUCAAUGUUUUGUCGCCAUUUUUGGCGGGUUUCAUGAUUCCAGGAAAGCCAAUUGGGGUCAUGGUAUUCAAAGUCUUUAGCACCAUCACCUUGGGACAAGCUCAAGUAUACUGUGCGGAUCUCAAACUCGCUCAUUAUAUGAAAGUGCCACCCCGCGUCACCUUCAUGUGUCAAGUUGUUGCCACACUAUGGGCGAGUAUUGUUCAGAUUUCAGUCAUGAAUUGGACUUUGGGAAAUAUUGAUGAAGUUUGCACCCCUACUCAGUCAGCACAUUUUACAUGCCCGAACGGAAGAUCAUUCUUUUCAUCCAGCAUUGUGUGGGGUGUCAUUGGCCCACAACGCAUGUUUGGACCCGGCGGCUUAUUGUUCCCUCGAACUAAGCUCAGGUUCCUUAAUGCACCUGUAAUGCUGGGUGCUAUGGCCUGGUUGCCUCCAGCCACUCCAUUGAGUUUCUUUGCAUGGGUUACCUUUGGCCUCAUCUUCAACCACUGGAUUCGACGUCGGUGGGGCGGUUGGUGGCAUACUUACAACUAUAUCACCGCUGCAGGACUUGACUCAGGCCUCAUUCUAUCCACCAUUAUUAUAUUCUUCGCGAUUAUUCUUCCGAAUGUCUCGAUACCCCAAUGGUGGGGAAAUACAGCUCCCUUUGAAACCACGUCCUCGCACCGCAUCAACUGUGCUUGGGCUCGAGCCCUGGCUGCGGCUUCCCUCCCCGCUUCCUUUGACUCGAAAUCCCUCAAAGGGGAACCAUCGACGAUGUCAGUACCAACAACUAAUACACCAACUGUGGUGCGCAGCCAGUCAACUUCGACUCGUCCCUCUCGAGCACCAUCGGAUCUGCCUCAUCGGACACGAAGUGUGGCGGUUCGAUCGUCAAAUACGACCCAGCCUCCUACGCCAACUAACCUGUCACAUUCGAAAACUCCUUCCCAGGACCGACGUCCUCCCUCAAAUCAUACUGCACUUGAGGGUGCAGCCCGGCGCGAAUUUGAGGCGUCCAAUGUCGCGCGCAUGCCUUCUCGUCGGGAAGCGUCAUCCGAUCGAUCUCAAGAGCGCCCCUCGACCGCUCGAACCGAAACUGCCCGAAGGCACCAAAGAAACCCCUCAACGCAAAGUCGACACCGUGACAGUGUUGAUAUGACACCAAGCUCUGCUCCACAACUGCCACCACAGCAUGCGACCGCAACAAGUGCCCCCGCAGCCGCAGCCGCGCCGCGGCGACGGACUACGAUCACGACUCCGACGGGUCAGUGGGCUCUAGGCAAAACAAUAGGUGCGGGAAGUAUGGGGAAAGUAAAACUAGCGAAAAAUACGGAGACUGGAGAACAGGUUGCCGUUAAAAUUGUGCCACGACUCUCGACCGAGGAACAUCGCACUAGUCGGGAGACAGAGAGAGCCGAUCGCUCAAAGGAGAUUCGCACAGCUCGAGAAGCUGCCAUCGUCAGCCUAGUGAACCAUCCGUACAUCUGCGGCAUGCGGGACGUCGUUCGAACAUCAUACCAUUGGUAUAUGCUGUUUGAAUAUGUCAACGGUGGCCAGAUGCUGGAUUAUAUCAUCUCGCACGGCAAACUGAAGGAAAAGCAGGCGCGCAAGUUCGCACGACAGAUCGCCAGUGCAUUGGAUUACUGUCACCGCAACAGCAUUGUCCAUCGCGACCUGAAGAUUGAGAACAUCCUUAUCAGCAAGACGGGUGAUAUCAAAAUCAUUGAUUUUGGUCUCAGCAACUUGUUCUCGCCAAGGGGCAUUCUGAAGACGUUUUGUGGCAGUCUGUAUUUCGCUGCUCCGGAGUUGCUUCAGGCCAGACCCUAUACGGGACCCGAAGUUGAUGUUUGGAGCUUCGGCAUUGUCCUUUAUGUCUUGGUUUGUGGAAAGGUACCUUUCGAUGACCAGAGCAUGCCCCAGCUGCAUGCCAAAAUCAAGAAAGGCGUUGUAGAGUACCCACCAGGUCUCACUGCUGAGUGCCGGCACAUUAUAUCACGCAUGCUGGUUACCGACCCCAAGCAGCGUGCCAGCUUAGCCGAGAUCAUGAACCAUCCCUGGAUGAAUAAAGGAUUCAGUGCCCCUCCAGAGAAUCACCUUCCUCAUCGUGAGCCUUUGCAGCUACCUCUAGACCCAGAGGUCGUUGAAAAAAUGACCGGGUUUGACUUUGGGCCUCCGGAGUACAUUACAGCUCAGUUGACCAAAGUAUUGGAGUCGGAGGAAUACCAACAUGCUAUCCGGCUGAACUUACGUGAACAACAACAGCAUGCUUCCAGCCACCCAGAGCGUAAACGAGGAGUGUUUGAUUUCUACAAAAGACGAAACUCUGCGGCCAGUCGUGAUACCCUUUCCGCGCCUUCGGCUGAGGCGGUGCAACUAGGCAAUGACCCUUUAAAUGCUUACAGUCCAUUGGUGUCCACAUAUCAUCUAGUCAAGGAAAAGCUUGACCGAGAGCGGUCCGAGGCACGGCCUGGUGCCGUUGGUCUUCGUCAAACCCCCAGUGAAGUCCACGUACCUGAACUGCGGGCCCCGGAAGCUGCGCACACCAAUCAGUACCAGUUGGCAGGAGACAAGGAUACAGGACGGCGAUCUCGGCCACGAGCCCGUACCCAUGGGGAGGACGAAGCUCCGGAAGGAAUCAAGAUACUUCAUUCUUCCUCGCCAUCUUCACACGCAGUCCCGACCUCUCAGCCCGACACACCUGCUCGGAAAGAAAGCACUGCUGCUGGACUCUUGAGACGAUUCAGCACUCGCAGGACCAAAGAUCGUCACCGCGAUGCGGAUCGUGAUCACAUCAGUACCCCCAACACACCCACACUCAACGUCCAACCUCCUGCUGAUUCAGCAUCUCCGAUGCACCGUGGCUUCAGUGUAAGGAGAACUCGUCGAGCGGAACCAUCGCCAGGUGGGACCUCUUCGAAUGACAGCCGGCCACAGCAGGAUCUUCUGGCUGCGCCGACAUCCGCGGACCGCAGUGCACGGUCCAACAAAUUCCUGGAGAGAUCGGCCAGUGUCAAUUCUGCAGACUACCGAACUCGCAGAGCCACACGGAGAAGUGACGACGAGACCUUGGAUGUCCCUGCAGACCGUCAGCCACCCUCUACUAGUGACUCCGAUCAGGUUGCUCCGAGUCAGAAAGAUCCAACCAGCGUGAGGACUGGUGGACGCACACAUACGGCACGCACCAUGUCACUGGGACACGCCCGGCGAGAAAGUAUUCAGGCCCGCCGCGCCCGGCGAGACGCUACCCGAGAGGCCAACGUGCCCGAAGAGACCGAUGCAGACAUCUCUGGUGCAGGGACGGCACUAGAGAGUGCCAACGAGGGAGAAGAUCUGUCUAAGCCAGUGUUCCUAAAGGGUCUUUUCAGCGUUUCCACCACCAGCAGCAAACCUUUGCCCGUUAUUCGGGCUGACAUUAUUCGGGUCUUGAGGCAGCUCGCAGUUGAAUAUGUCGAGAUCAAGGGUGGGUUUAGCUGCCGCCACGCCCCCAGCAUCGACCUCGACAAGGUGAUUGAUGUUGCCCCUCCCAGUCCAGAACGACAGGGGCAAGUGUCAGGACACCGCCGCCGUAUCAGCUUUGGCGGCCUCCUUAACCACGAUGACAGCCGAGAUGACAGCCGCGCUGGCCCCUCCAAGCUUCGUCGAGCUCAAGCUGCGCCGGAUCGCAGUUUUACCACUAACUCGGACGGCUCGGAUGAAUAUGUUGCACGGGAACAGGGUCCGGUUGGCGAUCGUGUCGUCGGCGAAACUACUACACGUGUACAGAGCGACACCGGAGAGAACCUUGUCCUCCGGUUCGAAAUACUGAUCGUAAAGGUACCUCUGUUCUCUCUACACGGUAUUCAGUUCAAGAAGGUAUCAGGUGGAAUGUGGCAGUAUCGAGAGAUGGCGAAGAAGAUCCUCGAUGCAUUGAAACUGUGA
Penicillium griseofulvum is the source of this 5316-nucleotide messenger RNA. RefSeq names its product putative serine/threonine protein kinase Kin1 (gene kin1). The record is from RefSeq and is a predicted model, not a curated record. Gene Ontology annotation, molecular function: oligopeptide transmembrane transporter activity; protein kinase activity; ATP binding. Gene Ontology annotation, biological process: transmembrane transport; protein phosphorylation. Bases 1 to 5316 code for a protein of 1771 amino acids. NCBI's taxonomy places the organism in Eukaryota, Fungi, Ascomycota, Eurotiomycetes, Eurotiales, Aspergillaceae. The transcript is spliced from 22 exons.